Messenger RNA from Trichoderma breve, 666 nucleotides. Its product is annotated as methyltransferase domain-containing protein. Lineage: Eukaryota; Fungi; Ascomycota; Sordariomycetes; Hypocreales; Hypocreaceae. The record is from RefSeq and is a predicted model, not a curated record. The coding region runs from base 1 to 666 and encodes 221 amino acids. The transcript has 3 exons.
AUGCCUAAUCUUCCGGAUAACAUAGCGCCGAUCCGGGAGUUGCUCAUCCGGUAUAGCAAAAUCCCAGCCGACGAGAUUGAGCCUCAUCUUAUCAGGAUUCGAGAAGCGGCUUGGGCGAGUUCGCGAAUGCCCUUUAUUGGGCGAUGGAAGUUCUUAAUAAUACACGAUGCCAACGACUCUCGCUAUCAACAGGCUCUUUUCCGCCUCAGACUAUCUCAAUCUCGGGACGCCCUCCUAGACCUGGGCUGCGGGCUUGGACAAGCUCUUCGCCAAUUUCGAGACGACGGCGUUGAUGGAUCACGGUUAUUCGGGCUCGACUCAAGUUCUCACAUGAUUUCAUCUGGCUAUGAUCUCUUCCAAGAUAGGAACAGCCUGGGCGCCCAUUUUACCGUGGGAGACUUGACCGAUCCCGACGAUUUAAGCUUAGAGGAGCUCAACGGUCAGGUCAGCAUCAUCCACGCCGGAAGCUUCUUCCACCUAUUUAGCUGGAAACAGCAGUUGUACAUCGGUAAACGACUCGUCGACUUUCUGCAGCCCGGAAUACGCAACGCAUUUAUAUACGGCCGCCAUGCAGGCGUUACCACCGCUCGCGAGGUUGAGAAGAACGAUUCCUCGCCCUAUCUUCACAACCAGGAAAGCUUCCAACGUCUCUGGGACGAGAAUUGA